AUGUCAGGCGAGGUAAUCGUCUCCAAAGUUGCAGGCUUUUUGCAAUUAGAUGCAACUUUACUAGAUGGAAUUGACAAUACCGUUCUAAAUUCUAUAAGCGAGAAACUGGAGGAAUUAAGAAGAGAGAAGUCUGAAAAUGUAAAAAUAUCUGCUUCCUUAGACCAAAUGAAAUCCCAAUCAGAAAUGAAGAUAGAAUCUCUCAAGAGCCAUAUUUCCCAAUUAAUCAAGGAUAUAGAAGACAACAAAAAUGAAAGGAUUAGCUUUGAAGAAGACAGAAGGCGAUUAAUAGAGGAAAAGGCAAUUUUUUCUAAGAAAAUCAUUGAACUAGAACAGAAUGUGCAAAAGGAGAGGCAACAAAAGGAACUGACUGCAGCUAGUAACCACGAUUUAGUUAAAUCCAUCGGUGAGAAAAAUGAUGAAAUCAGGUCACUUGAAUAUAAACUCAAUGAGCUACAGUCAACAAAUAAACAGCUUAGACAAGAAGUUUUAGAUACCGAUGCAGAACUACAAGCAUUGAAGAGUAAAGAAUUGCGGGAAAAAAGUGAGUUGUCGAGGCUUGAGCAGGAGAAGAAACUUCUCCAAGACAACAAUGACUGGCUCACAACAGAACUUAAUGCUAAAAAUGCUCAAUUCAAUGAAUAUAGAGAAAACACUUCUGUCAAAAUUCAAGAAUCUGCAUCGAAAAUAUCACAGUUACAAUCCGAACUUGAUUCAUCAAAAUCAAACAAUGAAUCAUUAAAUCAAACUUUAAAUCAAUUGCAAACCCAGCUUCACGAAAAAUUGUCAGAAAACAAAAAAAUCAAGGACGAUUAUAACUUCAAUGAACAAGAGUUUGAAAAGGAAUUAUCUUUGAAACAAAAAAUGAUCGACGUGUUAGAAAAACAUGUCGAAUCGCUCAAGAAAGAAAUGGAGUCUACCAAGAAAACAAUUCAAUCUUCUUCCUUUAGCGACAAGGAUAGAGAUGAUCUUUUAGAAGAGAUCGAAGACCUGAAAAAACGUUUGGAAGCCUCUGAGUUGAAAUGCGUGAAAUUGAAUGAGUCUAUCGAAGAACUUACUUCAAAUACAGCCAUCGAAGACCCAAAUAUCAGCAACACAGUUAAUUCUGAAACAUCUGUAUCUGCUAUUCCAAAGCUAUACGGCGACAUAGGUAUGCUAAAAAAGCAACUAAUAGUUGAAAGAAGACAAAAGGAAGAGCUUAAAUCGCAAGUACAAGCCUUUGUUAUAGAACUAGAACACAAGGUACCCAUUUUAAAUUCAUUUAAAGAAAGAACAGAAAUGCUAGAAAAUGAGUUAAACGAGGUAACGAUUCUUUUGGAAACUACCGGAAAAGACAGAGAUAACAAAGCUUCACAACUUGAACAUCUUAAAGCUACUAUUAAUAGUUAUGAAUCACAGAUUUCAUCGUUGUCAAAACAACGUAUCGAUCUUGCUCGACAGAUUCAAUUUUUGUUGGUAAACCAAUCCAUAAAAACUAGUAGUGAUGGUCCUUUAACAGCUGAUGAACUAAAGUUUGUAGAAAAUCUGGUAAAAUCAGAAGAUACAACAAGCGUAUCUGACACCCAAUCAGUGAUUACUGAUCGCCUUGUUAAAUUCAGUUCAAUAGUUGAACUCCAAGAGAAAAAUGCUGAACUUCUUUCAACAAUUCGUAAUCUAGCUGAUGAACUAGAGAGAAAGGAAGCAGAAUCAAAAGCCCAAAGCCAACUUUUAGAGGAUGAUACGGUAAGAGAAGCAAAAGAAACAAUCUUCGCUUUGCACGACCAUGCCCAAAACCUAGAACAACAGCUGUCCGUUUUGACAAAAGAAAGGGAUGCAUAUAAGGCUUUAGCAUCGAAUUCAAAUUCGGAUAGUACGGUAACGAAAUCGAUAACUUACCAAACAACAGAUCUGGAUACAAAGGCUAAAGAACUUGAAACUAGAAUAACUGCUGUAAUACAGGAAGCUGAAAACAACGCAAAUGAGUGGUCUAACGAGAACAACGAAUUGAAAAAGAGAUUAUAUGAAGUAUCUCUUCAAUUCGAGUCGGAGAAAACUUCUCGAGUUCUUGCUGAAGACCGUUUGAGCCUGUUACAAUCUACUUUGGAGUUAUCUAAAAAGCAAUGUGAAGAAUUGAAAAAGCGGUCCGAUGAUCUUCAGAAAAUUCUCACCAAACAGGAUAAAAGGACUCAAGAAACUGUAGAAGUUUUAAUUAGCACAAAAACCGAAUUAUCUUCACUUCAAUCAGAAUUAACCAUAUUGAAAUCUGAGAAGACUUUCCUCGAGAAAGUUCAAAAAGAUCUGAAGAAGGAAAAUGAAAGACUCUCUAAAGAAAGUGUUGAAUACAAAGUUUUGAUUGCUCAACUACAAGCUCUCCAACGUGAACGGGAUGCCCUUUUGAAAGAAACCCAAGAAUCGUUCCAAGAGAAAUUGCAGAAGUUAGAAAACGAACUCACUUCGACUUCGGAACGUUUAACUGAAAAGGAAAAGAUAAUUGAAGAGAACAGCAACUCCAAGCAACAGGAGUACAAGUGGUUCCAAGAGAAGAUUGAUGAGUUAAACAAUGAUGUCAACAAAUUCAGGGACUUAGCAAAUGAAAAAGAUAUUGAAAUUCAAAGUAUUCAGUCUAAAACUCGAGAACAAGCUGCAAAACUCAAGGAAUUUGAAGCCAAAAUUCAAUCUUACGACAUGUUGAACAACAUCGAUGAUACCCAUAACCUCGUAGAGACUCUAAGGCAAGAACUUGAGAAAACUAAUUUACAACUCUCUGAUGCAUAUUCUCAAAUGGAACAUUUCAAAAAUAGCGCUGAAAAAUCUGCAGAAUCCGUCAAUGAAAUAAGUGCCACAUUUGAAAAAGCACAACAGGAAUCUCAAAAUGUUAUAAUUUCCUUGGAAUCUGACAAAAAAAAUCUUCAAAACACUGUUAAUAUUCUAAACGAUCAAAUCACAGACUUGAAUAAUGAAAUAUCUCAUCAAAGGGACCAAUAUCAAACUGAAAGACAAUCGUUAUUGGAACAACUUGACCAACUUCAAUCGGUCAAGAAUUCUGUUGAUGACAUGAAAUCAAAAUACAAACAGGAGAUUGAAAUGAUCCAAAAAGAUUUGAGGAUGCAAACUCAAUAUGCGAAUGAUGCCCAAAAAAGCUAUGAGCAGGAACUUCAAAAACAUGCGGAUGUUUCUAAGACAAUAACGAGCUUAAGAACUGAAGCACAACAUUCUAGAGAAGAGCUUGAGAACAUAAGAAAUCAAUUUUUGACAGCUUCUGAAACUUUAAAGAAUAAUGAAGAGCUCAUUGAGAAACAACGAUCCGAAUAUGAAGGUAGAAUUUCAGAGCUGCAACAAAAGGUUCAAGAAUUGUCCUCACAAAAUACCCUUCUUUAUGAUCAACUUGAGCUGCUUAACAAAAGUGAGACUAAUGAGAAUGUUGUUGACUCCAAUGAUUUAUUAAUAUCUCUUCGUCGCGAAAGGGAUGUUCUUCAGACUAAACUUGAAAUUGCAUUAAGUGAACAAAACGUCUUAAGACAGAGAUUAGAUCUUUCUAAAGCCGAUGUUCAAAGCUUAAACUCAGAACUAUCCUACUUGAAAUCCUCGACAGAGGAAAGCGUCAAAAUAUUGGAACAACACGAAAGUAUCAUGAAAGAGCUAGACCAAUUAAAUUUAUUAAGAGAGAGCAAUAUCACAUUAAGGUCUGAAAAUUCAGAACUCAAAAAUGAGUGUACUGACUUGAAUUCGAAAAUAAAGCAACUAGAAGAGAGAAUUUCUCCAUUAGAAUCCUCGAUCUCUGCAUUGCAAACCUCCAUAAAUCUAAAGGAACAAGAAUUAAAUCUAGCAAAGGAGGAGGCCGAUCGUUGGAAGAAGCGUUCUCAAGAUAUUUUGCACAAAUAUGAGAGGAUAGAUCCUGAAGAACAUGGAAAGCUAAAGGAUGAAAUUAAUAUUGUUAAAGAAGAUUUGAAAAAGACCAAAGAAUCAUUACACAUUGUCACAACAGAAAAGGAUGAUUGGGAAUCAAAGUUUCAAAGACUCAAAACACAAGCACGUGAUAAAUUAACUGCUGCCAGAGAAAAGGAACAGUCUUUAACUUCAGAGAUCAAUGAAAUGAAACAGUCAAAAGCAAAAAUCGAGGAACAAUUGCAGCAGUCUUCUGCUACCAUUUCAGAGUUAAAAGAAAAGUUAAACCUCAUUUCUGAAGAGAAAGACGCAAAGGAAAAAGCAUUUGAUUCACAAUUAGCAAAAUUACAAGAGGAUUUGUUAGCUGUUCAAAAGCAAAUGGAGUCAACUGCAGUAUCCAGCGAGCAAAACGUUGAUGCGGAAAAGGAGAUCGAAUCCUUAAGUAUCACAAUCAAGGAUUUAAAUAAAAAGAUUCAACAAUUGGAGACUGAUCUUGCAAGUGCACAAGAACAAUUAGUCAAUGGUCAUCCAGCGGUGAUUAGUGAGGACACUUCGCAAGUUGUUGAAAAAUUGAAGAAGGAGUUUGAAGCCGAAAAAGAACAGCUAUUAAGAGAUAAAGAAAGAGAACUAACUUCACUCUUCGAAGCUCAAAAGGAGGAAGCGUGGAAGGUUAGAGAAGAACAGUUAAAAAAGGAAUUUGAGCAAAGAGCGGAAGCAUUGAAAGAAGAAUCACAAAAGAACUCCGUAGAGGCUGACGCUUCGAAUAAUAAGGAAACAGCGAUAGAUAUUGAUGCAUUGAAGACUGACUGGGAGAAAGAAUACGAGACCCAGACGCUAGAAAGAAUCAAGUCUGCCGAAGAAGCCCUCAAAAAGAGAAUAAGACUUCCUACACAACAAAAGAUUGAUAAAAUUGUCGAAGCUAGAAGAGCAGUACUAGAGGAAUCGUUUGAAGAAAGGGUUAGAGAGAAAGCUCAAGAAAUGAUAGCGAACGGCGGAGUAGAUUCUGUAUCACUAGAACAACAUCGUGCUGAACUUGAAGAACUAAAGGCUAACUUACGCAAACAAUUCGAAGAGGAUUUGGCCGAGAUUAAACAAAAAUCAUUCGAAGAAGGUAAACAACAAGUAUCUUUAAAACUAAAAUUCUUAGAAAGCAAGAUUAAAAACUUGGAGAAAGACAAGAGGCAACAUGACACUGUGGAAGCCACACCAGAUCCGUCUAACAACUUUCAACAUGCUACCUUUGGAACACAACAAAACGUAACAAAUCCGUUCUCAAUGACAGCAAAUGCUAGCAAAAGAAUGGUUGAUGAACCCUCCUCAGAGCAACCAGUAAAGCGCCAAAAAGAGGAUAGUAUGGGAUCCAGUAGUGAAAAUGCUGAUAAAUAA
This is a messenger RNA of Kluyveromyces marxianus DMKU3-1042, 5247 nucleotides long. It is a transcript of the gene MLP2, whose product is annotated as Mlp2p. Bases 1 to 5247 code for a protein of 1748 amino acids. Gene Ontology annotation, biological process: protein import into nucleus; mRNA export from nucleus. NCBI's taxonomy places the organism in Eukaryota, Fungi, Ascomycota, Saccharomycetes, Saccharomycetales, Saccharomycetaceae. Gene Ontology annotation, cellular component: nuclear pore. The record is from RefSeq and is a predicted model, not a curated record. The transcript has a single exon. Gene Ontology annotation, molecular function: structural constituent of nuclear pore.